This is a messenger RNA of Onychostoma macrolepis, 2566 nucleotides long. It is a transcript of the gene cyp2u1, whose product is annotated as cytochrome P450 2U1. Gene Ontology annotation, cellular component: intracellular membrane-bounded organelle; cytoplasm. The record is from RefSeq and is a predicted model, not a curated record. The coding region runs from base 81 to 1697 and encodes 538 amino acids. NCBI's taxonomy places the organism in Eukaryota, Metazoa, Chordata, Actinopteri, Cypriniformes, Cyprinidae. Gene Ontology annotation, molecular function: iron ion binding; oxidoreductase activity, acting on paired donors, with incorporation or reduction of molecular oxygen, reduced flavin or flavoprotein as one donor, and incorporation of one atom of oxygen; heme binding. Gene Ontology annotation, biological process: xenobiotic metabolic process. The transcript has 5 exons.
UCCAUCAACACAGGAAGAAAAUGUGUUUGAUCAGCAGAUAACAAGUAUUGAUCAGGAGGAACUAUGCGUCAGUGGAUUUGAUGAGUGCGCGAGUCAUGGACGCUUCCCCGUCUUUGCUGUGGCAGUAUGUGUUCUCGCCUGCAAACAUUGUGGGUUUGAUUGCAUUUGUGAUUGUUUUCUGUAUGCUGCAACAGUAUGCGUGGCAUCAGACAUACGCCAACAUCCCUCCGGGUCCAAAGCCAUGGCCCAUCGUGGGAAACUUCGGCGGUUUCCUUGUGCCUUCGUUUAUUUUAAGACGACUUGCAAAGAAUCGCAAAGAGUUUGCAAAGAUGGCCUCGAAUCCGCUGUCACCUCAGGCUGGACUCAUGGAGAUGUCCAAACUCUAUGGGAACAUAUUCAGCAUUUUUGUUGGGCCUCAGCUCAUGGUCGUGCUGACAGGAUAUGACACUGUCCGGGACGCGAUGUUGAACCAUCCGGAGGUCUUCUCGGACAGACCGCAUAUACCGCUCGUAACGAUUAUCACCAAGAGGAAAGGGAUUGUGUUUGCACCGUAUGGCCCGCUGUGGCGCACAAACCGUAAGUUCUGUCACAGCACUCUGCGCAGCUUUGGCUUUGGCAAGCUGAGUCUGGAGCCGUGCAUCCUCGAAGGCCUGACCAUGAUUAAAACAGAACUGCUGAGCCUCAUCGAAAAAGCAGGGCCUUCUGGUAUCGAUCUGACUCCCCUCAUCAGCAAUGCUGUCUCCAACGUCAUCUCCUCCAUGAGUCUGGGUCAGCGUUUCCAUCACCAGGACCAGGAGUUCCGCACCAUGCUGGAUCUCAUGUCUCACGGGCUGGAGAUUAGCGUCAGCACAUCCAUUUUGCUGAUCAAUGUCUUUCCCUGGCUCUACUACCUGCCCUGCGGCGUUUUCAAAGAGCUGCGGCGCGCGGAGAUCGACAUCACAGCCUUCCUGAAGAAGAUCAUCGUGAAGCACAGGGCCACGCUGGAUCCGGAGAAUCCCAGGGAUUUCAUAGACAUGUAUCUGGUGGAGAUGCUGGCCCAGCAAAACGGCGAUAAUUCAGAAGAGAGCUUGUUCUCAGAGGACGAUCUCUUCUACAUCAUUGGAGACCUCUUUAUUGCAGGCACUGAUACUACCACAAACAGCGUGCUGUGGAGUAUUCUCUAUAUGUCCUUGUAUCCUGAUGUGCAAGAGAAGGUUCAGCAGGAGAUUGAAGGGGUGGUGGGAUCUGAGAGAGUCCCAUCUCUGACUGAUAAGGGCAGUUUGCCGUACACAGAAGCCACCAUUAUGGAGGUGCAGAGGAUGACUGUAGUAGUUCCUCUGUCUAUACCCCACAUGGCCUCGGAAACCACAGAAUUCCGAGGAUACACUAUUCCUAAAGGAACAGUUAUCAUCCCAAACCUCUGGUCAGUACACAGGGAUCCCACCGUGUGGGAAAAUCCUGAUGACUUCAAUCCAGGCAGAUUUCUGGAUGAACAGGGAAAACUCCUCAGGAAAGAUUGCUUUAUUCCAUUUGGAAUAGGUCGCAGGGUGUGCAUGGGAGAGCAGCUGGCUAAGAUGGAGCUGUUUCUGAUGUUUACCAGCCUGAUGCAGGCCUUCACAUUCAGGUUUCCUGAGGGUAAAUCUGCUCCAUCCAUGCAUGGACGCUUUGGCCUGACUCUGGCUCCGUGCCCAUAUACUGUCUGUGUGAAAGCACGCUGAACAGCCUUUAAAAAAAGAGGCAUUUCUCAAACAGUCAUCACUGGGAAGCAAAUUGCACGGGUUGUCCAUUAAGAAGAAUUGUCAUUUGGACCAUAAAUGAAGUAAGGGCCUUUGUGGUUGCAUGAUCAAGCAAAAGGUCUGAGAUUAUUUUAUGUAAUAUUUUUCUGAACAAUUUCAAGAAAUAAGAACAUAUGGCUAAGUAUUAUAUCAGCAUAUUUUAGUCUUAUUAUUACAUUUAUUUUAAAAUAUUCAUUUCAUAAUCCAAUAAAACCUAAUUGUUUUUUUUUUAGGUUUUGAGAUUAGUUUAUAUAUGAAAUGUUCCUGAACAAUUUCAAGAAAUAAGAACUAAGUAUUAUAUCAACAUAUUUUAGUUUUAAAAUUUAGUUUUAUUAUUACGUUUAUUUUAAAAUAUUCAUUUCAUUAUCUGAUAACUGAACUGUUUUUCUCUCAAAAUUAUUACUUACUGUACUGUACUGUACUGUGCUAUGAGACUGUUAUGCAUUUUUUUUAAGAAUUAUUGCAGAAAACUCUUUCAAAUUUGUUUUAGUGCUGUCAUAAAAACAUGAAUGGGUGUUCAACAAUGGACCUGAAAUGAGAUCCUUUGAAAUACUGGGAUUAAAGCUCUCUUAAAACAGCACUCACUAAUUUCAGUUUGUCUACUAAUAAUGUAUUAUGUAUCAUGUUUGAAGUCAUUUUGUGGUGGAAAUUAAAAUUGAAAUAUUUUUUGAAUAAAAUGGCCAGUCUUGCUAAGGCUAAUUUCAUAGCUAGAAUUUCAUGUCCAAUGCACAUGCUAUUUUCACACUUUUUGUAUUAUUUGACAAAAAUACUGCUUGACUGGAAAUGAUGCACAAUAAAAUAUCCCGCUGGAA